AUGGGGCCCCCAGGCAAUAGGGGAUCAUGGGGCCCCUGUGUCCUUGCCCACACUCAAAAAAGCCUCCAUUCCCGAUCCAGCAAGAUCCCGGAACUAAAAUCCCUCUUCAAUCCUAUGGAGAGCUUAUACUUCAAACUCCAUUUGGAGGAUGACUUUUCCAUGGAAAUGAAUGGACAGUCAGCAUCAGGGGCGGACUGACAACUCUUGGGGCCCCCAGGCAACAGGGGAUCAUGGGGCCCCUGUGUCCUUACCCAAACUCAAAAAUGCCUAUGAAAAAGGUACCAGGGGCAUCUAAUGGGGCCCCCUACUGACCCCGGGCCCUCGGGCAGUGUCCGAGUUUCCAAAUGGUCAGUCCACCCCUG
Messenger RNA from Staurois parvus, 362 nucleotides. The record is from the annotation of a GenBank genome assembly. Lineage: Eukaryota; Metazoa; Chordata; Amphibia; Anura; Ranidae.